AUGUUGUCGGCGGAAAGGGGAGUCUGUAUACUAUUUACCAUGUUGAUCGCUUUGACGACGCACUGUAAUGGCACAAUUCUCGACACUGAAAAGCUGAGGAACGAACUCUUCAAUUUGGCAUACAGUGGACUUGGUGUACAGAAAAUGCAGGACCAUUUUGAUUCAUUACGCUUUGGACCAUUGUCAUUGGCUGGUGAUGACGUCAUCGAACAGAUGGAGCUAGCAAUACGACAGAAAAUUGUAUCCACGGUUAAAGCUAUAGAAAAUAUCCGUGAAAGCGUGGAAAAAUCUUUUGAACAAACGGAAAUCGCGUUUACGCCUUGUUGUGAAAUACCCAACGACCUGGAGUUCAAUACGGCGUUUGGCAAGUCGUUAGAUCCACGCAUCGGCUGCACAAGGAUUGCUGACAACGCAGAUCCAAAUCCAAGAUUUCUUUCAAACGAGGUCAUUGAUGUCAUGAAGGAGAAUUAUAAUUCAUUUUCAAAUCUCAAAUGGCAAUAUUUCGGCAGCGAGGAGGGUAUAUUUACAAUCUAUCCCGCUUCUCUGAUUGAUGAUUGCGCCAACUACGACCACAGAUUCAGACCGUGGUAUGUGGAAGCUGCAACACCGGAACCUAAGAAUGUUGUUAUUGUAAUUGAUACAAGUGGAUCGAUGGCUAAUCUGCACUCUGGGAAAAGUUUGAUAAACAUAGCAAUAGAUGCUGCCAUCACAGUACUUGACACCAUGAAUCCGAAUGAUAAGGUUGGGGUGAUAGCAUUUUCAGAUGAACUGAAGUUGCCACCUAAGAUCGGAGACGCCAGCUGUUAUGCAAAUGAACUGGCAUUAGCUACAACAAUCAAUAUACAAAAUUUAAAGCAAUUUGUAUUGUCCUUGGUAGCUAGGGGAGGAACACACUACGGCAAAGCAUUUGAUGCAGCGUUUAAUUUGCUGAAAGAAUCGUACACACUGGAUGCCGACAACGAACGGGACCAGGUCAUUAUUUUUCUGACUGAUGGUGAACCUCUUGAUGACAAGACAAGCAUAAUGAGGAAAAUCCGUUCAAAUAAUGAAGAAAUGGAGAAUAAAGUGACCAUUUUGACUUUUGGUCUCGGUUUAGAUUCUGGGAUCAAUUUCCUUGAAGAUAUCGCAGUUCAAAACUAUGUCAAUCAUGGACUAGAUGCACCAGGUGUAUUUACUCACGUGACUGAUUACACUCUAUUGCGCAGUAAAAUGGCUAGAUAUUAUGAUUAUUUUGCAAACUUUGACAGACUGACUGAUGAGCCCAUAUUUUCAGUUCCAUACCAAGAUGGAUUUGGACUUGGAAUGAUGACAACAGCAGCGAUACCUGUGAAAUAUGCUAAUGAACUAAAGGGAGUGAUAGGUGUAGACAUAACUUUAAGUGAUCUGUUAGAGGAUGUUACUUUCUUCACGGGCGGAGAUAAUUCAUACGCAUUUGUUUUUGAAGCCAAUACAUAUGCAAACGGACGCACAUUGCUUCAUCCGCUAUUACCGUCCCCGUUAGUCAUCAAAGACGAACCGGUCAUUGGUUCCAACUAUGUUGUAUGUUUUGUAGAAGCUGUCGGUGAUUACAAAGUCGAGCUCCUAGAGCAGAGUUCCCCGGCAAAUAACCAAUCAACUGUUAAGUUUGCACCAAGAGCUUUUAUUAGUCCCGCUGAAUAUCUUAAAUAUGAAGAAACCGAAUCUAUUAUAGAACAGUACCAAGACUACAUGAAAGAUGCGUCAUUUAUAAACACACAUUUUAAGGAUGGGAUUCGUGACGCUGUGUUAAUUACAGCUGCAGUGAAUGACAUUUGGAAGAGCGAUGACGCUACUGGAUACGAACACUACACCCUGUUUCGUUACAUGGGGACUAGGAACGGUGUUUACCGCCAGUUACCUGGGAUUUCCAUGAGUAAAUUGCACGACACUACAAUACGACCCUGGUAUGAAAGAGCAAAACACAAUGCAGACAUACUGACAUUGUCAGUGCCUUACGUAGAUGCUAAUGGGGCUGGCGAGGUUAUAGCGCUAAGCAAAGCCAUCACUGAAAGUAUAAGUUCACCUACGUCAACUAAUGUGCUAGCUGUUAUGGGUAUGGAUUUCACGAUUUCCUAUUUCUACAAUAUGCUGAUUAAGCACUACCCUGAAUGUGAAGAGAUCGGUAACAGUUGCUUUGUCAUGGACAGUAGUGGAUUUUUAGUUAUACAUCGAGACUUCACCGAGGCCGAUUCUGAUGUGAGUGAUAUCCAUAUUAUGGAAAAGGAACCAAAUGUUGCCGAAGACCUGUUAGAGAAAGGUAUUCUUCAAAAGCAGCAAUGUGUGGAUUUUCAGAUGAUUAAAAACCUGAAUUACUAUAUGACAAGGCACGUUGGUUCGACAUCGAGUAUUGACAAUAUGGACGAUACAGAUGUAUGUAAACGCUAUAAACUUGCUCAUGUCCAAGAUACAAACGUCUAUCUGGGUAUUGUACGCAAGUUAAAUAGAUGCAAUCGAUACUGUCCUUGUUAUUAUGCAGACUGUCAGUAUACAGCCCUUGAGCGUGAAUGCGAGUGUCCGUGUUUAUCGCUAACAGAAUACGAAUACUGUAAAGACCAGUUCUCGUUCACAAGUGAUGAUGAACCGACUUGUCUUCCACCAAGACCAUCGUUAUCUCUCGUUAUUGAGGAAACCAGUCGUUAUAGGGGUUUAGAUCAAUGUUAUGACGUCGAGUGUGACGUCAAGCAAACUGCAAGUGAAUGCAACGCGUAUGUCAGUUGCAAGUGGAAUCGUGAAGACGAGGCAUGCGCAGACAUGUUUUCCGCAGUUGAUGAUGACGUUUCAAAUACACUCCGUACAGCAGUAAUCGUCACUGUCGUUGCGCUGGUGUUGUGUGUCCUGGUUGCGAUCAUUCUUGUGGUCAAGUUUAGGCACAAAGGUAACAUUAACGAGCCGAACACUAUGGAUAACUAUCCCCAAAGGCCGAUACCACCAAGUGCGCCGGUACCAAGCACGACCUACGCAACGCCAGACUAUAUAACGAUAAUCAAUGAUUAG
Molecule: messenger RNA, 3012 nt
Organism: Saccoglossus kowalevskii
Lineage: Eukaryota; Metazoa; Hemichordata; Enteropneusta; Harrimaniidae
Product: VWFA and cache domain-containing protein 1-like
Cellular component (GO): voltage-gated calcium channel complex
Molecular function (GO): voltage-gated calcium channel activity
Source: RefSeq, a predicted model, not a curated record